AUCGAGACUAAGAAGCCGAGCAAGGACAUCGACAGUGCGAACCUGCAGAUGGGAUCCUGGCAUGCAGCGCAGUGGAACUUUCUCGCAACGGCUGUGCGGCUGUCGAGUCAAGAUGGGCGAGUAUCCAAGUCGCCGCUGGAGCAGAUAGAACUUGUCAAGCGGGCUGAGGCGCGGCUCGAUCAACUGCCGUUCCUUCCUGGUGUGGUGGUGCAGGGGCAUAAGUGGUCUCUAGUCCUUUCGACGCGUGAGGGCCAGAAGACGAUACUGUGGACGGAGCGGGAGUUUGGGACCACGCAGAGUAUCCAGGAUAUAUUCAAGAUUGUUGCCGGGUGAGGGAGCUCGCGGCUUGGUGUAGAAGGGUAUACUUGCCCUGGUGGGAGGAGAGUGUUUUAAGAG
Messenger RNA from Ilyonectria robusta, 396 nucleotides. RefSeq lists its product as uncharacterized. The record is from RefSeq and is a predicted model, not a curated record. NCBI's taxonomy places the organism in Eukaryota, Fungi, Ascomycota, Sordariomycetes, Hypocreales, Nectriaceae. The transcript has a single exon. The coding region runs from base 49 to 333 and encodes 94 amino acids.